Messenger RNA from Beauveria bassiana ARSEF 2860, 2223 nucleotides. Its product is annotated as Putative Zn(II)2Cys6 transcription factor. The transcript is spliced from 5 exons. Gene Ontology annotation, biological process: regulation of DNA-templated transcription. Gene Ontology annotation, molecular function: DNA-binding transcription factor activity, RNA polymerase II-specific; zinc ion binding. Bases 1 to 2223 code for a protein of 740 amino acids. The record is from RefSeq and is a predicted model, not a curated record. Lineage: Eukaryota; Fungi; Ascomycota; Sordariomycetes; Hypocreales; Cordycipitaceae.
AUGCCUCCUGGGUCUUCUGCCAGUACUACUGUCCCAGCCACGGAGCCCAGCCAGCAAACUCCUGAAGUGACAGGACCUCCUUCCAAGCGACAGCGGCAAAAUGUUGACUCCAAUACAACUCCACAGAGACGCCAAGCUGCGUGUCAACCAUGCCGACUCCGCAAGAUCAAAUGUGAUAAGAAGCGGCCCGCUUGUACUAUAUGCGACGCUGGCGGUCAAGACUGCAAGUAUUUGGAAGACACCGUCGAGAAAUUAACGCAAAAGUUCGAAGAUCUAAGCUCUGAGCUUGCCAGUCUGAGGAACCUCUUACAGACUCAAGACCAAGAUCAAGCCGAGGAUGCUUCAUUCAAGGUGUCUGAGCGAAUGGCAGCAGGACAUACGUCAUCUAGUAUCGACAUUGCAUCCCAAGCACCUCAACCUCAAGAACCGUCACGAGAUUUUCUGCAAAUUCCACAGCAUCCUGCUAGUGCAGAUACUGUUCUAUGCUGGGAGAUUUUCGAGGAUAGAUUUCCCGCGAAUGCUCUGAUAAGCAGCCUUUUCAAACCGAAAUUGGCGGACAUGGCCGAGGAUGUAGUUGCCGCUCCAUCGCGCAUGAUGCCCCUGGACGAAGAAAACAUCCCCGUCCUCAUCGACAAAUUUCUUCAAAAUGUUCACACAAAAAAUCCGAUUCUUGACGUUGAAUCUCUCGUCAAGCAUGGCAGGCGAUGUGCAGAUCAAGGCAUUGGAUGGGAUGGCCGAUCAUGCUUGGUUCUUCUGGCUUGUGCGCUAGGAUCUAUCGUGAAGCCAUUCAAUAGGCCAAUACCACAGGCAGCAGGCAUUUAUUUCGGCAAGGAUGAGCCCACAGGAGAGCCCAUGGCAUCUUCCUCAAGGAUGUAUGCGAAGGAGCUACAACAGGCCGACUCUUGCUUUGCACUCGCUUGCCGAAGACUUGGGUCGCUCAAGUAUUCUCUUAUAGGCGCUCAGUGCCACUUUUUUGCAGGAGUCUACCUCAUGUACACACUACGGCCACUGGCAUCUUGGCACUAUUUCUUACACGCAUCCGUCUUCUUUCAAGUCCACCUCCGCAUGACGCAUGGCAUUGCGGGCGACUUCGAAGACGCCUUGAAUGCUGCCUCUAGCCGAUCGGACUUUACAACAAGAAAAUUGAAGCGCCUGGAGCAGAGUCUGUACUGGUCUGCAUUCAAAUCUGAAUGUGAGUUUCGUGUCGAGUUGCCACUACAGCAGUCCGAGAUUAGUCUUGCCGAAUAUCCAGACUUGUUUCCAUCGCCGCCUUCGCCAAUACCCACGAACAGCUCGGACGAUGACGGAGUGACUGGUGGAAACAACUUUGCAAGCACGGAAGAUUUGGAGCUUCGCCAGCACGCCGUACGUCUCUGUAAUGAGGAGGAGAGCUGGUACUACUACCUCACAGAAAUUGCCCUUAGGCGGAUUGGAAAUCGUAUUGUCAACACCUUCUUUCGUCAGGGGCGAUCGGCUUGGAUGAUGAACCUGAAGCCGCUGCUAAGAAUGGCAAAAGAGUUUGAAGCGCAAGUGUCCUCGUGGUCCGCACACUUGCCUCCCGCCAUGCAGCAUUACGAGACUACCUCUGUCAUUCGAGCACCGAAUGUAGGAACUUCGAAUCACGUUACACGAGAGCUUAGCUGGGCGGUCGACAAUCGACUAUUGGAAAUGCAGACGUGGCUGUAUCAGCCAUUUCUGUUUUAUUUCGUACAUGUAGCCAGACCGAACCUACUGCGACACAUAUCGUCGGACAAAAGCACAGAGCCCCGAAUUAGCAGCCUGCUAAACUCGCCACCGACCACAGGUACAAGUGCGGAGAGCCUCGGACCUGUCAAUGGCAUACCCGAACUGGAUAAUGACGAGGUUGAGCUUCUGCACUCAUUGGUCACUUCUGGGAUCGAGUGCUGCUUGAAAACAAUUGACGUGAGAUCCAGAGGUCACCGCCAUCACGGCCUGUGGUACGAUCUGCGAAGCAUUAUGACGGCGUCUUUGGUUCUACUUGCCAUCAUCAAGAGCGGCCAGGCUGCCUGGAUACCCGGUGGUACUGACGCUGUAUGGGGCGUGACCUCACAACAGUACUGGCCUGGAAACCGCGACCCCAUUGGCGGCAAGAUUGGAAAAGUUCUGACGCAAUUCGAAUUUUGGGCGGAGGAGUCGCCGGAUCUUGUUCGAUACAAGGAGAUAUUGGAGCAUCUUGUACGUGAGGUGCGUGGAAGCACUUGA